CUCAGCACGCUGGGCCUGAAGGAAGCGUUCCCUCGCCGACCCAACUAUGGAACAAAGGGAGCAGAAGUGGUGCUCUGGGCAAACUAUGUCGCCAUGACGGCAUCUCCCAAGCUUGUCCUCUACCGAUAUGACAUCGCCGUUGCUCCCGCCGCCACGGGGAAGAAGCUGACACAAAUCAUCCGCCUGCUGCUGGAGGCAUCGGAGCUGGCGGCCUAUCAGCACGAUAUCGUCAGCGACUUCAAGUCUACGCUUAUCUGCCGACAGAAGUUUGCCGACUUGACCGUGACUGUGCCGUACCGAAAAGAAGGCCACGAGGAGCCACGCGAGAAUGCCCCCCAGUACAAUGUCAAGCUUCAGCUUACCAAUUCUCUGGCCACUUCGGAGCUGAUCAGCUACCUUACUUCGACGGAUCCAUCUGCCCAAUACGACGAGAAGCUGCCUCUUAUCCAAGCAUUCAACAUUUUCCUCAAUCAUUAUGCAAAGACAUCCAACAAUCUCGCUAGUAUUGGGUCAGCAAAAGUCUUUCCUUUGGGCGCGGAUGCUGAUACUUGGGACCUUGGGAGCUGCCUUACAGCUAUGCGUGGCUUCUUUGCUAGCGUUCGUGCGGCAACAGCUCGCGUGCUUGUCAACGUCAAUCCUACUCACGCUGCCUUCUUUCAAGAUGGUCCUCUUGACCAAUUUAUAAUUAAGCUUAUCAGCUUUCAGAGAAAUACUUACAGACAAGCAGCAUUUAUAAAUAGGAUCAAAGUCAGAACCACCCAUCUGAAAGAGAAGCUAGACAAGCAGGGCAAGCCAAUCCCGCGCAUCAAAACCAUCUUUGGCUAUGCCACCAAGAACGAUGGCCAUGGCCUCGAGCACCCUCCUAGGGUCAAGGCAUUUGGAAGCGGACCUAAAGAUGUCGAGUUCUGGCUCGACGCGCCCGCAAAAGGCCAAUCUCAAGCUGCCUCUGCGUCUGGCGGCAAGAAAAAGGGCGGCAAGGGCAGCAACCCGCAGAGCGCGUCUGGGUCGUCCGCAGGACAGUACAUUUCUGUUUAUGAUUUCUUCGUCAGAACUCACAAUUUUCGCAUCAGCGACCCAAGAUUGCCAGUCAUCAAUGUUGGAAACAGGGAGAAUCCAAUGUAUUUGCCAGUUCAAGCCUGCCAUGUGCUGCCUGGCCAGCCUUCCAACUCAAGGCUUGACCCCUCUCAGACCCAGCAGAUGAUUAGAUUUGCUGUCAAGAGGCCGGCGGAAAAUGCGACGUUUAUUGUUUCCAAGGGACUGCAGGCUGCUGGUUUAACCUCUCAAGUGAACUCUUUGUUGAGCCAAUUUGGCGUCAAUGUUGCCCCCGGCCUCAUCACUGUGCCUGGCCGCGUUCUCAUGGGACCAAAGGUCGGCUAUGGCCAGAAUCAGCAAGUGUCGACGUUUGGGGGGACUUGGAACCUGGUACCAAGGAAUGCCCCAAGCCUGAAAUUCAGCACCUGCGGCAGCGUGCAGAAGUGGUCUUGCUUAUACAUUGAAAUGCCCAAUGACCACCCAAGAGCGCAGCAGUUCAGCUCGCAGGAUCUCAACGGUAUUGUACAAAGCUUCCACCGGGUUCUGCAAGACACUGGAAUCGCUGCGAGCGCGCCUCUCCCAAUUCAGCGACUGCAGCUGAGUGACACAGACGACGCUCAGCUCGAGGAUAUGUUCAAGCGUGCCGCAUCGGCGCUACAGCUGCUCUUCAUCAUCCUGCCUCACACCCCCAUUCCGCUAUAUAAUCGUAUCAAACUUCUGGGAGAUGUCAAGUAUGGCAUCCAUACCAUCUGCAGCGUCGGCGCGAAAAUUGCCAAGCCUAAUGGGCAAGAUCAAUAUCUUCGCAACCUGGCGCUCAAGUUCAACCUGAAGCUGGGCGGCAACAACCAUGUCGUUGACCCUUCACGCCUGGGGUUCAUUGCCGAAGACAAGACUAUGAUUGUAGGCAUUGAUGUCACUCAUCCGUCUCCGGGUUCGAAGGGUGCUCCCAGUGUCGCCGGCGUGGUUGCCAGCGUAGACCGGUGGCUUGGCCAGUGGCCUUCGGUCCUCAGCGUCCAGAAAAGCCGCAAGGAGAUGGUUACGGAGCUUGGCAUCAUGCUGAAGUCGCGCCUUGAAUUGUGGCGCAAGAGGGGCAAACAUACUGCCUAUCCUGAAAAUAUCAUCAUUUACCGCGACGGCGUCUCAGAGGGCCAGUAUCAGUCCGUGUUGGACGAGGAGCUGCCGCAGAUACGCGCUGUUUGCAAGGAGGUUUACCCGGCUGCCGAUCAAAAGAAAGGCCUGCCUCGCCUGACUAUCGCUGUUGUGGGAAAGCGUCAUCAUACGCGUUUCUAUCCUACUGCAGCUGCUGAUGCCGACAAUUCGGGCAACACCAAAUCCGGCACCGUGGUCGACCGAGGCGUGACCGAAGCCCGCAACUGGGACUUUUUCCUCCAGGCGCACACAGCGUUACAGGGCACCGCACGGCCAGGGCACUACUAUGUCGUGUUGGAUGAGAUCUUCCGGCAGCGAUAUGCAAAGACGCCAGGCAAGAACAUUGCGGACGAGUUCCAGGACUUGACUCAGAGCAUGUGCUACAUAUUUGGCCGAGCCACCAAGGCUGUGAGUUACUGCACGCCCGCGUACUAUGCCGACAUUCUGUGUGAGCGUGCGCGGUGCUAUCUCAGUCACUUGUUUGAUUCGCCGGCCAAUUCAGCGGCACCGUCGGUGGUGGAGGGUUCGGAGGGCCAUGCGGCAUCUGGGCAGGACGUAAAGAUUCACGAGAGGCUGAAGAACAGCAUGUUUUACAUCUGA
Molecule: messenger RNA, 2781 nt
Organism: Trichoderma atroviride IMI 206040
Lineage: Eukaryota; Fungi; Ascomycota; Sordariomycetes; Hypocreales; Hypocreaceae
Biological process (GO): regulatory ncRNA-mediated post-transcriptional gene silencing
Molecular function (GO): RNA endonuclease activity; protein binding; single-stranded RNA binding
Source: RefSeq, a predicted model, not a curated record